Molecule: messenger RNA, 1877 nt
Organism: Ostrea edulis (European flat oyster)
Lineage: Eukaryota; Metazoa; Mollusca; Bivalvia; Ostreida; Ostreidae
Product: dipeptidase 1-like
Exons: 10
Coding region: 199-1671 (490 amino acids)
Biological process (GO): proteolysis
Molecular function (GO): metallodipeptidase activity
Source: RefSeq, a predicted model, not a curated record
CAAGCACACCAGUAGUCCGACAGGUUGAUAGUAUGUAUAACAGCAGAAUGUACUCGUGAAUAUUUUUCAAUCGAAUAGGAAUACAGGAUUGUGAUCACGUGUCGUAAAUUAAUUCUGUUAAAAUUUCUUAGUGAUAAGAUUGAGGACGAGUUUAUAGAAAGUCUUUUUUCAAUCAUUUCACUAUUUCGAAGAUCUGAAAUGCCCACGUCGUAUUCCCCGCAGACAGAUCUCGUGUCCAACCUCUCCGUUCCCGCGCCGAGUCACGUGAUGAACAAACGGAUCAUUUACGCUUUCGGUGCAGCUGCCUUGGCGAUCAUCCUUUCCCUUUCAAUUGCGCUUGGCGUUGUUGCGAAUAAAGAGGACAGAAAACCCAACCACCAGGAGCUGGGAACCGCCAGAACUCAACACUCUUAUCCGCCACAAACUCAAUCGUGCCAACCACAGGUAAUAAUAUGUCCGGACUCAACAAGACCGGAACCAGAAGUGACGUCAGAAAGAGUAGCCACUACCUGUUCGGAACAGUAUGGAGCACACCCAACUGACCUACAAGUGGCCAAUUGUGUUCUAGAGAGUUACCCACUGAUUGACGGACACAAUGAUCUCGCCUAUUGGUACUACGAGACUGUUCACAAUGAGGUUUACGGUGUGGACAUGCGACAGGACCUACAGAAGCUGUUCCCAAACUCCACCAUACACACUGAUAUCCCACGGAUACGGCAGGGAAAGCUGUCUGCUCAGUUCUGGGCUGUGUAUGUCGACUGUGGAAGCCAAUACAAUGACGCUGUCAAGCUGUCCCUGGACCAGGUGGAUACAAUUAAAAAGUUCAUCAGAAAGUACCCUGACGUCUUCAAGUUUGUUACCACAGCACAGGGUAUAUUGGAUGCUUUCAACGAAAGGAAAUUCGCUAGUCUUAUGGGACUGGAAGGUGGCCAUUCCAUUGAUAGUAGUUUAGGAAAUCUGCGCAUGUUCUAUAACCUCGGAAUACGGUAUAUGACAGUAACACACAGCUGCAAUACGCCAUGGGCUGACAACUGGCACAUGGACCAAACAAACAGUUCAGAAUUCAACGGUCUUUCAGAAUUUGGCAAGGUUGUUAUAAAGGAAAUGAAUCGAUUGGGGAUGUUGGUAGAUUUGUCACACGUGGCCAAAGCUACAAUGAUUGCCGCCCUCAACGUAACAGAGGCUCCCGUUAUAUUUAGCCACAGUUCUGCCUUCAGUGUGUGCAACCAUUAUAGAAAUGUACAGGAUGACGUCCUCCACAUGGUGAAAAAGAAUGGAGGGAUUGUAAUGGUUAAUUUCUACCCACGUUUUGUGAAUUGCGAGCCUCAUUAUAACCCCAAUGUUCUGGCGACAGUUCAACAAGUAGCAAAUCACGUGGAUCACAUAAAGAAUCUGAUUGGUGUAGACCACCUCGGUAUUGGGGGCGACUACGAUGGAAUCCCAACCACACCGGUUGGCCUGGAGGACGUGUCCAAAUAUCCGAAUCUGUUUGCUGAACUAGUACACAGAGGGUGGACAACAGACGAUCUUGAAAAAUUGGCGGGAAGAAAUCUCAUAAGAGUUUUCAGAAUGGCUGAAAAGGUUCGUGAUCGAUUGUCCUAUCUUCCACCUUAUGAGGCCGCUCUCCCGGUUGCACAGAGGAGAGGCAAUUGUUCUACACUUAUUGAAUAGCAACGCGAAAACAGCAGUGACAAAUGCCGGGCAUGAUUAUUCCUGACACGGUUCAAAACAGCAUGCGAUUUUUGAAUAAUUCUGUAUCAUGUAUCUACAUCAUUCCUCAUUCUAGUUUCCCUUGGAGAUUAACAGCGUACCGAAACAUAACAUAAACGCAUAUCAAGUAUGUAAACAAUGCAUUAAAUGGAUUGCUGGAUACUUAA